This is a messenger RNA of Dendronephthya gigantea, 1050 nucleotides long. RefSeq lists its product as uncharacterized. Lineage: Eukaryota; Metazoa; Cnidaria; Anthozoa; Malacalcyonacea; Nephtheidae. The transcript has a single exon. The record is from RefSeq and is a predicted model, not a curated record.
AUGAGCAAGUUACUUCUCAAGGCAUGCGAAGAAGCGAAAGAAGGCAAUAAAAACAUUGUUAACAAGGUGAGACAUAUUGGUAACAAAUUUCUCAACGCUGUUGAAAUAAGUGCACAAGAGGCUGUCUACCUCGUCCUGCAAAUACCUUUGAGAUGAUCGUCUUGAGAAUUCCAAUUUAUCAAUACAUCUGACCCAGAUGAAAGAACAUUCUUAUUGAAGAGCAUGGAUAAAAUUAAAGAACUUCUUGAUAAUUCUGUUGAUAUUGAGUCAGAUAACAUUAUUAAAAGAUAUCAGAGAAGACCAAGGAAAUUGGAAAAGUUAUGUCUGGCCGAUUUUGUCGCAUGGUUUAAUUGUAAAAGUGACAGUAAUCAACAAAGCAAACAAAAAUCAAAUUCACUAUUAAUAGAUGAUUACCUUUCAAAGAGUAAUUUCGAUGAUAAUGUAGAUGAUGAUCUUUCUCAUAAAGAACAGGAAAAAAAUGAAAAUGAUGAAUAUGAAAUGAAAGGUAGAAUAACGCUGGUGAAAAGGAACAAGCCAAGAAUAAUAUGGUCAGUUAGAUUUGAUAAAACCAAAUAUCAAGAAAAUUAUUGUAGAGAACAAAUAAUGCUUUACACUGCUUGGAGGAAUGAAUGUACAGAUCUUUUGCAGGACUCAAAAAAUUACCAAAAUCAGUAUGAAAUUGUCAAAGAUGUGAUAGAACAAAAGAGAAAACAAUACAAGAAUCACACCGAAGUUCUUGAUCAGGCAGUACAAGAUAUUGAAAGUGAAGAAAAUCUAGUUGCUCCAAAUACGCAGUAUAGAGAUGAACAAGACAGAGAAAUUGGCCUGAAAGAAAGUGAAUUAUACGGAUGCUUUGAUCCUGAGAAAGAUAAACAACAUGCCCAGUACGACUUGAUAAAUGAUAUUGGUAUAUAUCCACAAACAAACGAUGACGAAGAACUUGUUGCAAAAAGGCUGAAUGAUGCCAAUUUUAGAAAACUUGUCCAAUCACUUAAUGUUGAGCAAAAAGAGUUUUUUUACAAUGUACUGAACUCUUUCAAGACUGAUUAA